CGCAUUGCAGGCCCCCUGUCAAUAUGUGUCAAUAUACCCCUAGAAGCGAUUUUAGGCACCCUGUUGGCAACAGCCGCGCUCAGGCAAUCACACAUUUAGGGCCGCAAAAGCAAAUGUGCCAAAAGGCAUUCCCAACCCCUUUGCAAGGGGGUAGGCUUCGCUUCCAGACGGGCUUGAACCGUCGACCUUGCGGUGGCAGAGAUAUCCGGCACGGACUCGGAUAUAUGUAACAGCCGCACGCUCUACCGGCUGAGCUAUAGAAGCAGACGAGGGGACACACUAGGCUGCACAGCAACCACGAUUCUACCAGGGAUCGAACCUGGAAUCUCCGGUUCCGUAGACCGGCGCUUUAUCCAUCAAGCCAUAGAACCUCUGCGUGGGAAUGUGCUGCGCUCGCCGCUGCAAAUGCAGAUCGGAGCGCGCCAAGGCCGACGCACAGCUGGGCGCCAACAUGCUGCUGCCGCCGUAUCAGGGCCGGCUGGUGGUCGGGAGCACGGGCGUGAUCGCGCGCACGAUGGCGCAUCUGCGCGCGCGGUACGCCUUUGUUCCGAUCCCGGGCCAGACCAAGCUUCGCAAGGUGUACGCGUGCGAGACUCCGGCCUGCAACGCUCGUAUGGAGUGGGUUGCCAAGGAUGCUACCGCCAAGGCCUGGCUCGUUUCGCAUAGCCCGCACAGCCAUGCGGCAGCCGCGCCGACGCCUACGGCGACACCCGGCCAGCUGACAAGGCAAGCGCUGCGCAACAAGAACUUCUGCAUCGCCAAGACUUGGGUGGAGACGUUCAAGCGUACACUGGUCGCCGCUGAGCUGAGCAGGUGCAGUAGCGGGAUUUCUCAGCACAGCAACGGCAGGGCACCAGCGUACUGAGAUCGGACAGGUCUGCUGCGCGUGCGGCAUGACUCCCCCGGUGCGGGGGAUUCAGGCGAAGCGCUGGCCGCUUGCGGCAGGCGUGGCUGCCGAUGCUGUCGUCGGCAGCACCAGGCUCUGCAUCGCCCCCGUUGUGUGGGGCCCGCAUCCUGGGUAGUGCAGCGUUGGCAGGGGGGUAGUUGCGCGGGAGUAGUUGCUUGUGGGAAGUGGAGGGAGGUGCAUGCGCAAGAUCUGUUGCAGCAGUGGCAUGAUUCCCCCGGUGCGGGGGACGUAGUCAUUGUUUGCAGCAGCAGGCUCUGCGCUGCUCCCGUUGUGUGGGGCUCGCAUCCUGGGGAGUGGGGUGUAGGCGUGGGCAUGGGUGCGGCGCCUUGCAUGGGUGAUUCACACUGACCAUUGUGCCUGCAAUUGUGUGUUCUGUGCAUGGAGGCGCGAGGAGGGUGCUGCGUCAGCGGAAGCUGCGCAGGAGCUGCUUGUGCAAGGCGUGGCCAGCAGCAUCGGGUGGGUUCGCUUGUAUGUGCGGCUGUGGGCAGCGCAGGCAGGGACAGUGCAUGCCAACUGCUGCAAGGCACUCUGCUGACGCUGUGCACAUGUUUGGAUACCCGCA
This is a messenger RNA of Chlamydomonas reinhardtii, 1469 nucleotides long. RefSeq lists its product as uncharacterized. The transcript has 2 exons. Bases 383 to 865 code for a protein of 160 amino acids. Lineage: Eukaryota; Viridiplantae; Chlorophyta; Chlorophyceae; Chlamydomonadales; Chlamydomonadaceae. The record is from RefSeq and is a predicted model, not a curated record.